UUUACUCUCGCAUCCACAGCCAUCAACGACCGCUAGAGCUCCCAAACGAUGGUCUACAACGGAGACGAGGUCUCGGCCGUCGUGGUCGACUUUGGAUCGCACACCACGCGUGCAGGAUGGGCCGGCGAAGACAGCCCGCGCGUUGUCACGCCGUCGUUCUACGGCUACGCCGACGUCCCUCAGCCGUCUGGUUCGGGGUCCACGUCCAACGGGACCGCGACGGACGCGCCGGCCAACGGUGACGACCCGAUGGACGGCACCGGAGACGAGGGCAAGGUCGGCGCCACGAAGCGCAAGUACUACUUUGGUGAUGACGGCGUCGGCGUCUGGCGGAACGGCAUGGAGGUCGGAAACUUCAUGGUCGACGGCAUUGUCAACGACGGCGAGGCGGCCGGAAACAUGCUCAAGUACCUCUUGAGGGAUCGUCUCUCGGUUGACCCAUCCGAGCACCCCCUGUUCCUCACUGAGCCUGCAUGGAACUCGCCAAAGGCCCGUGAGACGCUCACUCAGAUUGCCUUUGAGCAGGAGGAGGUCCCGGCCAUGUACUUUGGUUCGAGCGGCGUCUUGUCCGCUUUCUCGGCUGGCAAGCGCACCGCGCUCGUGCUCGACGUCGGACAUAUCAACAGCAGCGCGGUUCCUGUUGUUGACGGAUACGCGCUGCGUGCGGGAACGAUGCGCCAGCCACUGGCGUCGGCGCUCGUCAUCUCGCAGCUGCACCACCACUUCUCCAACCCCACGCCCUCACGGUCGUUCCCGUUGUCGCUCCUUCCCCGCCACCUGAUCGCGCGCCGCGACACGACCGCCGAACCCGGCAGCGAGCCGCACCCCACCCUCCGGGAGGACCGGUUGCCUGGCACGACGGCGUCAUGGCGCGCGUGGGCCGAGCAGGGCGUCGUCGACAACUGGAAGGAGGCCUGCGGCGAGGUUCUCAGCCACCGUGGUUUCGACUUUGCGAACGCAAAAGACCUCCCCCAGGUUCUGUACGAGUUCCCCGACGGCUACCACCAGUACUUUGGCGAGGAGCGCUACCGCUUCACCGAGGCGCUGUUUGACCCCAAAAAGUACUUUGACCAGUCGUUUGAGCCCCCAGCUUCGCUCCGUGUCACGUCAUCAGGCGACCACAGCCACUCGCUCAAGGAGGUGGUGCCCCUCUCGCAGCUGGUGCACGACUCGAUCAUGGCGUGCGAUGUAGACGUCAGAGCGUCGCUCCUGCAGAACAUUGUCGUCGUCGGCAACACGUUCCUCACGCGCGGUCUGACUGAGCGUCUGGACAUUGAGCUCGCUACUCUUCUCCCCAGCCAAAAAAUCAAGGUGCAUGGCUUUGAGCGCAAGUAUGCGCCGUGGCUCGGCGGCUCGAUCCUGGCUUCCCUGGGCACGUUCCACCAGCUCUGGGUCACCAAGGACGAGUACGAGGAGCACGGUAUGAACAUUGUGCACCAGCGCUGCAAGUAGGCGUGGUGUGUCGUAGAUGUAGCGUUGUGAUGAAUGUGCUAG
Messenger RNA from Vanrija pseudolonga, 1494 nucleotides. RefSeq names its product Actin-related protein 4 (gene ARP4). The transcript has 5 exons. NCBI's taxonomy places the organism in Eukaryota, Fungi, Basidiomycota, Tremellomycetes, Trichosporonales, Trichosporonaceae. The coding region runs from base 49 to 1452 and encodes 467 amino acids. Gene Ontology annotation, biological process: chromatin remodeling; regulation of transcription by RNA polymerase II. The record is from RefSeq and is a predicted model, not a curated record. Gene Ontology annotation, cellular component: SWI/SNF complex; NuA4 histone acetyltransferase complex. Gene Ontology annotation, molecular function: chromatin binding.